UUCCUUAGAAACCAGGCGGUGCGUUCCCGGUAGCUGCGCGCUAGACUCCGGGGCCGGCGAGUCUUUGCCAGCCUCCCUCCCGGGGAGCUGGUGUCGGCUGAGACCAUCCGGACCCAAGGUCUCCGGUGCGGAGCGGGACCGGCAAUGCCAGCGUGCCAGGAGCCAUGUUUGCCCAGGACUGUGAGAUGGUCGUAUUCAUGUUGGAGGCUCUUGUGAGGAGAUGAGUUGGUGAACGGAGAAUUCGGCAUGAAGAUGCUCCCAGGAGUGGGCGUGUUUGGGACUGGCAGCUCCGCCCGGGUUCUGGUCCCACUGCUGAGGGCAGAAGGGUUCACCGUGGAGGCACUGUGGGGGAAGACUGAGGAGGAGGCGAAACAGCUUGCAGAGGAGAUGAACAUCACCUUCUACACCAGCCAGACGGACGAUGUCUUACUGCACCAAGACGUGGAUCUGGUGUGCAUCAAUAUCCCCCCUCCACUCACCCGGCAAAUAUCUGUGAAGGCUCUAGGUAUUGGGAAGAAUGUGGUUUGUGAGAAGGCAGCAACCUCGGUGGAUGCCUUCCGGAUGGUGACAGCGUCUCGCUACUACCCGCAGCUGAUGAGCCUGGUGGGGAACGUGCUGCGCUUCCUGCCUGCCUUUGUGCGCAUGAAGCAGCUGAUUGCCGAGCACUAUGUGGGUGCAGUGAUGAUCUGCGAUGCCCGCGUCUACUCAGGCAGCCUGCUCAGCCCCAACUACGGCUGGAUCUGCGACGAGCUCAUGGGCGGUGGAGGCCUGCACACCAUGGGCACCUACAUUGUGGACCUGCUGACCCACCUGACUGGCCAAAGAGCUGAGAAGGUCCACGGGCUCCUCAAGACCUUUGUGAGGCAGAAUGCGGCCAUUCGUGGCAUCCGGCAUGUCACCAGCGAUGACUUCUGUUUCUUCCAGAUGCUCAUGGGCGGGGGGGUGUGCAGCACAGUAACACUCAACUUCAACAUGCCAGGUGCCUUUGUGCAUGAGGUCAUGGUGGUGGGCUCUGCAGGACGCCUUGUUGCCCGGGGAGCUGACCUCUAUGGGCAGAAGAACUCUGCCACACAGGAGGAGCUGCUGCUGAGGGACUCAUUGGCUGUGGGCGCAGGGCUGCCUGAGCAGGGGCCCCAGGAUGUCCCGCUGCUCUACCUGAAGGGCAUGGUCUACAUGGUGCAGGCCCUGCGGGAGUCCUUCCAGGGGCAGGGGGACCGCCGCACAUGGGACCACACCCCCGUCUCCAUGGCCGCCUCAUUUGAGGAUGGGUUGUACAUGCAGAGUGUGGUGGACGCCAUCAAAAGGUCCAGCCGAUCUGGGGAAUGGGAGGCUGUGGAGGUGCUGACGGAGGAACCCGAUGCCAACCAGAACCUGUGUGAGGCGCUCCAGCGGAAUAACCUGUGAGCCUGUACAUGGGCUCCCUGCCAUGGGGCAAAGGGGCCAAGGAGGGACCAGGAGCAAGAUGGAAGGGCUUGGCUAUAGCAUAGACAGUGUCAUUCAUUAACAAGUCAACACGGGUAGCGUCCAGGUGAAGCCCAAGGUGGCCCCAGUAAAACGCCCCUCCAGCACUUCCUCACUCCCCAGAGCUGCAGGGCGGUGAUGUUCCUGUUGCCAUGGCCUGUGGGCUAACCGUGUGCAAGAGGCAGAGCUGCUGCCAGGUCUCUGUGUAGUUAGUGCUGGUGAGCAAGGUGAGCAAAGGCUUGACUUGGGGGCUUUAGCAUGUCUGUGGUCCCAGUUUGGCUGAUUCCUCAGUCCCGAGGAAAAUGACAAAAAGCCUGUUUCCAUGCCCUUCGUGGGCUUGGGGCAUCUCAGGAGCGAGGACAGCAAGGCUCCCUCAGGGAUCCGCACCUCCCUUUCUCCCACAUGACUAGGUCCUUCCAGAUUUCAGGCCGCCCCUUCCCUCGUGGAUAGGAGGGGAUGUUCAUUAGGAGAGCUCUCAGGGGCUGUUGACUAGAGCAGAGGGCCCUUGAUUUGGCAGAGAGAAGACAAGGGAGAACCCUGGAACAUCUGAUAAAUGUUAAUAAAUCAAACUCUGACACGAUG
Messenger RNA from Eptesicus fuscus (big brown bat), 2043 nucleotides. It is a transcript of the gene GFOD2, whose product is annotated as glucose-fructose oxidoreductase domain containing 2. Gene Ontology annotation, molecular function: nucleotide binding. Gene Ontology annotation, biological process: extracellular matrix organization. Lineage: Eukaryota; Metazoa; Chordata; Mammalia; Chiroptera; Vespertilionidae. Bases 247 to 1404 code for a protein of 385 amino acids. Gene Ontology annotation, cellular component: extracellular matrix. The transcript is spliced from 3 exons. The record is from RefSeq and is a predicted model, not a curated record.